AUGUUCUUUUCACAAAUUGUUUUAGCAAAGAGAGGUGCCCUCGGUAAAAUUUGGUUAGCAGGUCAUUGGGAUAAAAAAUUAGCAAAGAAUGUUGUUUUUAAAACAAAUAUUCCUAAAUCAGUUAAAAUUAAUAAAGAAAUUAAUAAAAAAAAAAAAAAAAAAAUAGAAACAAUUUUAAAUCCACAUUCACCAAUGGCACUUCGUAUGACUAGUCAUUUACUAUUAGGUGUCGCAAGAAUUUUUUCAAAAAAAGCAAAAUAUCUUCUAAGUGAUUGUACAGAAGCAGUAAUUAAAUUAAAAGGUUUAUCAAAAACAAUUUCAAAGAUUGAUUUACCUUCUGAACAAGAUCAUCAAGCACUUUUAACAUCUGGUCCACGUCAAACUGAUAAACCACAAGUUUACCAAGAGGUCGAUAGAUUUUUAAGAAAUAUUGAUAUUAGAGAUUUGGUAGUAGAUCCACUUUAUGAUCCAAAUAAAUUAGAACCAACAGAAAAGCCAGAUUAUAGUGAAUUUUUUGGAGUUGCAGAUGAAGCAGUAUUGGGAAGUGUUCAAACACCAUCUAAUGAGGGUAAUAAUAAUUUAGUAUUUGAUGGUACAACUACAGUUACACCACAAAGUGAUAGAAGAUUUAAAUCUGAUGAACUCAGAGAAGCAGAAUAUAAUACAAUGGUAUCAACACCAGAUACUGGCUUACCUUUUGGUCAAGGUAAAACUCCAAAAACACCAGACUCUGUAAAGAGUAAUAUCGAUAUUUUAAUAAGUGAUAAUCAAAAUCCAUUAUUCAAUUAUUCUGCAACAACACCAUUACCAAAAUCACAAAGAGAGUUAAUGGAAGAUGCAGGUAUGGUUACAUUUGAUGAAGGUAUGAAUAUGCCACCACAAGAUGAUGGUGGUGGUGAUGAUCAACAACAUGUCGAUAUUGGUAUGCGUCAUGGUGAUGACGAUUAUCCAGCUUAUACAGGUCCAGAAACUCAUGAUGAUGAUCAACAACCACAUCAAGAACAGUUUGAUGAAAAUGGUAGACCUAUAACACCAGCAAAAUCAGUUACAACUGAUAAAACCGGUGAAGAAGAUACAACCACCACUACUGCAUCAGUGGGAGGAGCAACAACAGAUAAUAAUGUUGCAACUGAAGAGAAAACUGAAUUUGAAAUUCAACAACUUCAACAACAAUUAUUAUUAGAGAAACAAAAGGAAGAACAAGUUCAAAAAGAUAAACCAAAGACUAGAAGAUCUAGAGUUUUAGGUAGUACAUUAAGUGAUAAAGAUAUUAGAAAAUUUAAGAAUACAAGAUCAUUGGUAGUGGAAAGAUCAUUAUUACCAUCAAGUUUAAAUCUUGUAAUUACAAAAUCCAAAGAGAUACCAGCAAAACAACAAAUGUUAACAGCAAUUCGUAAGAAUAUAUCUAAUACUUUCCAUAGAAUGUAUGGUGAUUUACUUGAUAAUAGAUAUCCAAAGGUCAUCAACAAAGAUGAAGAUCCAUAUUUUUCAUUUUUACGUUCACGUUUAAUGUAUGGUAGAAUGUUAAAGAAUGAAGAAUUAUCAAUGUCAAUGGCUGCCGAUGGUGUAUCAUCAUUGGAUUUGGGUAUACCAAACUUUGAAGAUUUAGAAUUGGUCGAUGAUGAAAAUCAAGAGAGAAAAGUUGAAGAAGCAUUUUUAAAAUCAAUAAAUAAUCGUGUCAUCACUGAGAGUGGUAAUUUAAUUGCACCAAGUGAAAGAAAGAAACUAAAAACUCAACCACUUACAGAUGAUGAUAAAGAUUUAAUCAAUAGGUUAAGAACUGAAUUUGAUGAUAGAAGUAAGAAUAGAAAAUCAUUAUUUUAUAAACCAGAUAUAAAUCAAACUUUAAGAGGUAUGGGUGCAUUUGGUGGUGGCGACGGUGGUGGUGAAAAAUCAAUUGGUUCACCUGAUGGUUCAACUGAUUUCUUAAAGAGAGCAAAAGAAAAAGAAGAGGAAGAAGAACGUUUAAGAAGAGAAGAAGGUGAUAUGGGUCAACAUUUUAUGCAUGGUGGUGAUGACGAUCAUCAAGGUAUUGGUUUAGGUUAUGAUCAAGAGGAACAGCCUGGUUUCGUUCAUCCAGGUGAUUUGGGUGAUGUACCAGAGUACAGUUUCGAAUCAGCUCAAAGACCAAAUCAACAAGCAUAUCAAAGAGAACAUGAAGAAGAAAAGAAAAUUUUAUCUCAAAAAACUGCAAAUAUGCAUUCAAUUUUAAGUGAUCAUUUUGAAAAGAAAGAAACUAUAAACUUUUUACAAGAUAUCGUUAGACCUCAACAAGCUCAAAAUCCAAACAAUACUAGAUUGGUUGCAGCUUGUUACUUUUAUGAAUUAUUGGUUUUAAAAACCAAAGUAUUAGUAAAUUUAGAACAACCUGAAAAUGAUACUGAAACUUAUCCCGAUAUCAAAAUUUCUAAAACUUCUCAAUUUGGUAAUAUCGAACAAUUUACAAUCGUUAAAAAUGCUGAUUAA
Molecule: messenger RNA, 2466 nt
Organism: Dictyostelium discoideum AX4
Lineage: Eukaryota; Evosea; Eumycetozoa; Dictyosteliales; Dictyosteliaceae
Exons: 3
Coding region: 1-2466 (821 amino acids)
Biological process (GO): sister chromatid cohesion
Cellular component (GO): nucleus; cohesin complex
Source: RefSeq, a predicted model, not a curated record